Molecule: messenger RNA, 1662 nt
Organism: Ipomoea triloba (trilobed morning glory)
Lineage: Eukaryota; Viridiplantae; Streptophyta; Magnoliopsida; Solanales; Convolvulaceae
Product: flotillin-like protein 4
Exons: 2
Coding region: 104-1531 (475 amino acids)
Biological process (GO): protein localization to plasma membrane
Cellular component (GO): plasma membrane raft; plasma membrane
Source: RefSeq, a predicted model, not a curated record
CUAUGAUUCCAUACUAAACAAAACCAUUGUUUCCUUCAUCCAUCAUUCCACAGUUUCAACCGGCCGGCGACACUUUUCCAGGUUUAUCAUCUGACGAUCGAUCAUGUAUAAGGUUGCAAGCGCUUCGGAGUAUUUGGUGAUCACCGGUGUGGGCAUCACCGACAUCAAGAUUUCGAAGAAAGCAUGGGUUCUUCCCGGGCAAUCCUUCACCGUCUUCGACGUUUCUCCGGUGAACUACACCUUCGAAGUCCAGGCCAUGAGCGCCGAGAAGCUCCCUUUCAUCCUUCCUGCCGUCUUCACCAUCGGCCCUCGAGUCGACGACGAGUCCAGCCUCUUGAAGUACGCCAAGCUAAUUUCUCCCCACGACAAGCUCUCCCACCACGUCAAGGAGCUGGUGCAAGGGAUCAUCGAGGGCGAGACGCGCGUCCUCGCCGCGUCCAUGACCAUGGAAGAGAUCUUCAGAGGAACUAAGGAGUUUAAGCAGGAGGUUUUCGAGAAAGUGCAGCUGGAGCUCAACCAAUUCGGGCUUUUGAUCUACAAUGCCAACGUGAAACAGCUCGUUGACGUCCCGGGACACGAAUACUUCUCCUACUUGGGUCAGAAGACCCAAAUGGAGGCCGCAAAUCAGGCUAAAAUUGACGUUGCGGAAGCGAGGAUGAAAGGGGAGAUUGGGUCCAAGUCUCGUGAAGGGCAGACGUUGCAGAACGCGGCGAGAAUUGAUGCGGAAACCAAGAUUAUAUCGACUCAGAGACAAGGAGAGGGGAAGAAGGAAGAGAUCAAAGUGAAGACUGAGAUUAAGAUUUUCGAGAAUUUGAGAGAAGCUGAGGUGGCAGAAGCCAACGCUGAUCUGGCGAAGAAGAAGGCUGGUUGGGCUAAGGAGGCGGAAGUUGCGGAGGUGGAGGCUAAGAAAGCUGUGGCGCUCAGAGAUGCAGAGCUGCAGAAGGAGGUGGAGAGGAUGAAUGCGUUGACUGUAACUGAGAAGCUUAAGGCAGAGUUCUUGAGCAAAGCCAGCGUUGAAUACGAAACCAAGGUGCAAGAGGCAAAUUGGGAGCUUUACAAGAAGCAGAAAGCUGCAGAAGCCUAUCUGUAUCAAAAGGAGAAGGAAGCAGAGGCUCAGAAGGCAAUGGCGGAAGCCGAUCUCUACAAACGCCAACAAAUCUUAGACGGAGAAUUGUACGCAAAGCAGAAAGAAGCGGAGGGACUGAAAGCUAUUGCAGAAGCUCAAGGCGUGUACUUGCGAACCCUUUUGGGUGCUCUGGGCGGAAACUACGCCGCCCUCAGAGAUUACUUGUUGAUCAGCGGCGGAGUGUUUCAACAAAUCGCGAAGAUCAAUGCGGAAGCCGUGAAGGGCAUACAACCUAAAAUAAGUAUUUGGACCAACGGUGAUGCCGCUGCCUCCGCCGCAGACGGUGGUGCCUUGGGCGAAGUUGCCGGAGUUUAUAAAAUGCUGCCGCCGCUGUUCCAGACGGUGCAAGAACAGACGGGAAUGCUGCCGCCAGCUUGGAUGGGCAAAAUGGAUACUAAUAAUUAGUCUUUAUUUAUAAACCGUCGUAUUAUUAAAACUGAAAUAAGCUUCUUCUUUUUUCUUGACAAUUUAGUAGUAAAAAUUUGUAGUGUGUUUUUAUUUAUGUGACAAUUUUCAAUACAAGUUUUGUGCGACUC